ACGUGCCAUUUUAGCUCUGAAUAUUUUUCAAAAGAAAGCAUCCGCUGGUUCUCUCAAGGCAUCCUCAUCAGCUAGCUCUUGAACUUUCCCAAACCUACAGAAUGGCAAGAGAAACGAAAGGAAAUCCUAUGAAUCCAAGAAAAAAAGUGGCAACCAGAGCAGCUAUGAGCAGCAAAAACAAAGAGCAAUCAGGAGAACAAUGCCAACCCAAAGCUCCUUGCAACAAAUUCCAACAACUUCCAGAGGCUUUGGUCUUGGAAAUCCUCUCAAGCCUCUCCAUCAAGACCCUCUUGAAUUGUAGGUGCGUGUGCAAAGACUGGCUUUCUAUAAUUUCUGACCCUCAAUUUACUAAGCUCCACUCUUCAAGAUCACCCGUUGGCAUCUUGAUCAAGACCUACCCCCCUAUAAGAAAAUCAAGGAAACUUGAUUUUACCCAUAUAGAAGAUUGUGCUGGUUCUGAUUUGCUGCUUGAGAAAAUAAGGUUUAAUCCCCAAAACAGCCUACCCAUUGGGGCCAUGCCUGAAUUUCGUUUAAUAAACUCAUGUAAUGGUUUGCUCUGUUUGUCUGGACCCAAUAGAGAUUACCCAUGUUUUGUGUGCAAUCCAAUUUUGGGUGAGCACAUCAGUAUCCCUCCUACCAAUCUAAGUAGAAACAAGUGCUUUUUUGUUGGGCUUGGUUUUAGCAAUGGGACCAAUGAGUACAAGUUGUUGCAAAUGACCAAUGGCAUUGAGGCUGAGAUAUACACCAUUGGUACAGGAGUGUGGAGAAGUGUUGGAAAUGCUCCUGGGGAUAUUGAUCAGUUACCCUUCAAUCCUUUUCUGCACGGAGCUCUUCAUUGGGUAUCCUAUAGUAGCACAGUUCCUGAUUUUAUACAUUCUUUCGACUUCGAAAGAGAACAAUUUCAACCACUGCCUGUGCCUAGCUUACUGGGAAAUCGAUUUUCAGAUUGUUAUAUAUUGGAAGUGGUAGGUGGGUGUCUCUGUUUAUCUGUGUUUGAUGAUGAUUAUAGCAAAUUCGACAUGUGGGUUAUGAAGGAGUAUGGUGUGCAAGAGUCUUGGACUAAAGUUCUUGUUUUCGGAAACUUGUAUGAGUGUCCAGAGGAACGAAUCUGUCAUGUGUAUGAACCAAUUAUGUUUUUGAGGAAUGGGGAAAUCCUGCUGUUGUUCAAUAAUUGUGCUGUUGUUUGUUAUAAUCAAGAAACAAAGAGUUUCAGGGAAAUAAGAAUUACUUGGACUCGGUCACCAUUUGAGGCAAUUGCUUACAGUCCAUCCUUUGUUUCCCUCUACAAUGUUUCAAAAGGAGAAGAGGUGAAGAGGGUACGACGCGGUAAGAAAUUGGGUAAGAGAUCUGGAAAGCUGCUUUUGGAAGGGAGUUAUGAGUGUGCCGGCUCUGAUAUGCCACCCCACAAGUCGACAAAACUCAACUCAGGCUAUGGAUGCCUUGCUUUUGAGGAGGGUCUUCCUUGAGCCAUAAAUCCUCUCUGGAUUUAACUCGGAGGAUAAGGACUGCAUUCACUCUAUGCGGUGGCCACUUGGGUUAUGUUGUAUGAGGUUAAGGUUCCCAAUGUGCCAACAAUGUUUCGAGUCUUUUGACGACACCGGUUCCUCAUGAGAGCUUCUCGAUUGCUUGUAUAUAGGUUUUUGUAAUACCCAAGUAGCUCUCCUUUUGUUCUUCAGAAUAGACAGAAAAGGCAGCAUUUUUUUGUAUAGCUAUUAUAGUAACUCUGCCCCUAUAGAUCAAUCUGCAAGUGAUGACUUGUCUAGACAAAAACCUGGUUGAAACUUCUGUAAAACUUUGUAUCAA
Prunus mume (Japanese apricot) is the source of this 1803-nucleotide messenger RNA. RefSeq names its product F-box protein At3g07870-like. Gene Ontology annotation, molecular function: protein binding. The record is from RefSeq and is a predicted model, not a curated record. Lineage: Eukaryota; Viridiplantae; Streptophyta; Magnoliopsida; Rosales; Rosaceae.